Molecule: messenger RNA, 5148 nt
Organism: Amoebophrya sp. A120
Lineage: Eukaryota; Dinophyceae; Syndiniales; Amoebophryaceae
Source: the annotation of a GenBank genome assembly
AGUAGCUGUAGAAAUGCGGUAAUAUGACCAACGACAAGAUGAGUACACGAUUAGGUUAAUGUGUUUAGCGUUGCAACUUUUCGUUCUUUUGGUACAGAUAUGAUGCGACGCUGCUAGAAGAUAAGGUGUCGGCUUUCGGAAAGCCGGUAGAGAUCAUCACCGGAUGAAUGCGCCAGCGAGCCGCCGUGCUAACCACCACCGCAGCAGGGAUUUGUGGCACGGGCUAUUGGCGAGUCCGACGUCGCAAUUCCUAGCGUCUUUUUUUUCUUCCGUCUUGCGUGCAAAGGCGAGAACAACGAGGCAGGCCUCCGCUGUGUGGUGAUGUCAUCACAGAGAUGACUCCGAUGGCAGCACAGCAUCGCGUUCCUUAAUUAAUUGGCGACAAAUCAUUUUGAAAAUAUCUUCUUUUGCCACAAGACGACCGACGUACUGCUGCUGGUACUCUUGUAGUAGCACUUCUACCUCGAAGUCGAACUACUCAUUGCGUACAUCGAUCCAGUUAGUAGCGGCUGCGAACCAUAACCAACACGACGAACUACGUCGCGUUGCCACGACUGAACCGCGAUCCCUUUUUUCUCUGUUGCAACGUUGAGUGAAGACUCAUCAUCAACGGCCAUGUCAGCUGUGCAGUUCACCGCGAACACCUCGAGCAGCCGAUCCUCUCGCCACCCAAUACGGAAUCGGAACGGAUCAGAGGAGCACUUGAUUCUAAAGACAGGGACCGGCCGGGUUCCGGACAAUUAUCAUCCAGAGCGACGAUCUGCCAGAAGCAAUCCCAGUGUUUCUAACGAUGUUGUUGACCCGCGAGAAACGGGUCCACGUCGGGACACCGGGACAACGCAACAACUCGAGUGCACUCCCUGUGAAGAAGACGGCAAUUCGAAUAGCCGAAGUGGUGCCUACCUGUAUCAGGUACAGAAUAAUGUAUGACAAUGAAGACUUCAUUUGCGCCUCUGGGAAAUGAGAUGUCGUUUACUGUGAUGUUCCUGCCCUCCACAUACGCUAGUAGUACAUCAAGUAGAUGAGGACCGCAGAUCACGUUGUCAAGGGAAGAGAACAUCAUUUUUGCGGCGUACGUUCGUUUCAAAAAAGCCAGAAAUCUUCCAAAACAAUUGCAGGUGUGGCCCUCGAACAGUAGGUAUUGUUGCGGCGGCGCCUGCAUGAUUGGCGGCGAGAAAGAUUGUCCUUCGAUUGGCCACUUUGCGCUUCCGCACGUGUUGAUCCUCUCUCUCGCCGUCGUACUGCCCUCGGUCGUGGGACUUCUUUCCUCGUCUAGCAUCGUCAACGCCUACCGGGCACACACCGCGGGCGACGGGCAGCAGGAUCCCUACCCGGAUGCUCCCCAGCAGCACAGCACGAACCUUAUCACGAUGGGCCUUUUCUGGCUGGCGUUCCUCGCGUCGCUGCUGCUGCUUUACCUGGUUUCGUAUACCGACCCCGGAAUCCUGCCGCGACGAGGGAUCAUCCUGGAGACCGGGUUGCAGAAGGGGCUGGAGCACUUACUAGGAUACAACCUCUUGGGCGAAGGCGACCCGACCGGCGACUUCCGCACUGACGCCGUCGCAAUGGUGCCCGAGCGGCUCCGCGUGAAAGGGUAGAGACUUUUUGGCACUUUUGUCUAGAAUAGCUUCGGUUCCGGUUGUCCAUGUCCUGAUGAUGAUCGUGGCAAGCAAAAUGCUGAAAGCCAAAACAUACGAAAGCGGCCAUAGGAGCAAAGAUCUUGACACCAAUCUAUGUAUAAAUAAAUCAUCAAAAACAAAAUAUAUGACAGCUACCGGUGGUGCCGGACGUGCAUGAUCAUUCGGCCUCCCCGCUCGGCGCACUGCCCGGAUUGCGACAACUGCGUUCUGAAGUUCGACCACCACUGUCCUUUUUUGAACAAUUGCAUUGGGCAGCGGAACUACGCAUUUUUCUACACCUACAUCUCCAGCAUGAUCGUCGUCGCGCUUCUCACCAUCAUCCUCGGCGCGCGUGCCAUGCAGACACAGCACUCCCUGCAGACUCUGUUUGGGCAGGCCGGUAUUUCUCCGAAGUCCAGCAGAAGUUACAGCCACGGAAGUAGUAAUAGAAGCGGUCGCGCCCCGCCCCCUGGAACAGCGGGCCGCCCUGGUGGUGGAGCAGCUCCACCCGCGUCUAGCGCAGUAGUCGCUGGCGACCCACAGCACCAGCCAAAUUUUGGCCAACAACCAGCUGCAGGGCAGAACCAAGCUCCAACGAACAGUAGUUUCUUUCUGAGCACGUUUCAGUUUGAAACGCCGACGGACUGGGUCUUCUUCUUCACGUGUGUGGUCAUUACCUGCGGUCUUCUUGCAGUGGUGGCACUCUGGUGCUACCAUCUCUUUUUGCUGUGUCAAGGGAAGACGACCAAGGAACACCUGAAGGAAAUUGCGGUGGAUGUUGACGAUACCGAGGGCUGCUGGGCAGGAAGAGGUACAAGAACUUCUGGAAGGAACUGUUUCACUUGAUUCUGCGACUAAAGUAUCUCUAUCUGUGCUGACAUUUUGUCUUUGCCCGCGACCGUAUCCUUCAUGGUCAUGAAACUGUUGCAGGUUUUUUCGCUCUUUUACUCUCAGUUGCGUUUCUCAGAACGACCGCAGGAAAAAUUUUUCAAAGAAACUCCUUUCAUCCGCAGGCGCUAAGCUGGUAGACCCGCGUGCCUGGAUAGCCCGGCCGCAGGUUGUGUUUAAUCCUCCGCUCGCGGACAAGAGGACGACGCAGGAAAGCGAGCAAGAAUACGUACGCGGACUGCCGGACAGCAAGACCUCAACUUCGACGUCCACCUAUAGUCGCUCGAGUAGGACAUCGAACAAAGGAGGCGGCGCCAUGCCUCUGGUAGGCGGCGGCAGGAGCACAUACCAACGUGGCCAGCAGACCGGAGGACGCGGACGACAACAGGAGGACCAACAAAGGAAUCAACAACAUAGGACAACAUCAAGCGACCACGACCAGAAGCAGAAGAGAGGAGGUGGUACAACCACUUCUAGUAGCCAUCUUCACUACAAAAGCGCCCGUAACAGAACCAGCGAUCAUAUCACUUACGAAGAUUUGUACCCCGCCAAUGAGUCACCAGCGCCGUCAAGCUCGAGAAAUACAUGCGAAAGCAGCGCCCAUGCUCGUGCUCGCAUCAGCGAGGGAAGCACGACGAGCAGCUACGCUCGCCGCGCUGCUGCUGGUCAAAGCAAUCUUCAUGUCCAGCUGAAUGCCGACCAUGUCGAUGGUGCUGAACGGUACUUGUACUACCGUGAACAAGAAGCUGAUGACGGAACAAGCAGUACCACUACCGGCACACAGUUUUUUGGGAGGGGAAAGAACAAGGCAGGGAAGACAACAAACUCGAUGUGCUAUGCGCGACAGCAGACCAGGGACAGUGCAACAAGAAGUGAAGAUGUUGAACUAGGGGGACCACGAAAGAUGAACCAAGUGGUAGUCUUCCCGAGCAGAUGUCGUCCUCACGGGAGCCAUAUGAGCGGGUCGACAGGCGGUCAUGCGCCUAAUACAAUGCCGGAGCUUCCUGAAAUCAUAGCGGAGGAGGGUGAAGAAGACGAUGUUGUUCAACAAGAUUAUUGUUCCGUUUCGGACCACCGCACCGUAGUAAGAACCCAAGAAUUAUUUUCGCGGAAUGGAUUCGUUCUCCAACAGGGACAGCACUCCGCGAGGCAAUCUUCCUCGCCCCAGUUGCGCCAGGAGCGGCAGAGCAGUCCUCCAUUUGACCAUUGCGUUGCGAAAGCGGCGGCUAAGAGUUGGCACGCUCCUUUGGUGCGAACAGAAUCACAAACUACAGCGGAUUCCGCAUUGUCGAGCGACUUGUAUCACGACAUAACCGUUCUUCCGGUUUGCCCACCCCAUUCUUCUGCAUCACACGCGCAACUACAGCGAGGGCCGCGACUCAGUGAGCAGUCGAGUUCGCAGCAGCACAACUUUCUAGAGACCGUUUUUGAACAGGACUACAGCCCCACCUCACAGAAUCACUUCUGCACCGGUAGCAGUAGUACUACGCAGCACUCGCGGGGCUGUGCAGCAAAUAACGGAAAGACACGAAGAAGUAGCACUGGGCCAGCACCGGCCAACAAGCUUGACUUCGCGGACAGUGUGCGAAGCGAAACCCUUCGUCAAGCGAGAUCCUUCCAAGGCCCGCUGUCUCAGUCUCACUGUGCGACUGCUGCUUCCGCUUCCUCCGCUGUGGGUUUUUCGAGCACUGCCCCCGCUGCAACGAAGAGGGACGAGGAGCGCGAGAGCACCGACAAAAUUCAUCGUACUUCCACGUCAUCCACACGACCGCAUUCUUUAUUUCCCGAUUCCGGAGAUAGUAACGCGCAUAGCCUGGAGAACGCGAAUGCUUUCGUGGCGCAGCAAAGUAAUAAAGCCGCACGCCCCGCUAAUGCGUCUUCUUCUUCUUCUCCGUUACCACGAUCUUCCACUGCGCAUCUGUUGGCAGCCGGGGGGGAUGGACAACUAGAGGCGCCGCCAGUUUUGCGUUGUGGAGCAGCUUUCUCUUCCAGGAUGCCCGCGGCCGCAGGAGCACUAGAAGAACUAGGUGAUGACGCUUUUCCGCGGAGACUGGUCCUCGAUACCACACGCGAUCGCUUCGGGGGUGGUCUACAGCUCGAUUCUGACGACGAACCUGACGCUGAGCCCAGGCACGAGGAAGAACUGCUGCAGCAUCGAAAAAUAAAUGAAUAUGACGGCAUUAACAGGUGUGCCAUAGAGGAUCAAGCCACGACGCUCCCCAAUGAUCGUGUGAACUCGGCUUUGCUACCAUCACCGUCGGCGUCCCAAGAAGAACUGACUUCUGAUGACGACCCGCUUGCUCUAGAGCCGGCCUGUGGUCGCAGUUCGCCACUGUUGACGGCUUACAAGACGUCGUCUUCUGUACUGCUGCCAGGCACAUCUCCCCAUAGGACUGCUUCAUCUACGUCGCACAGGUUACAACCACCUGCCGCACCUGCUGCAGGAGCAAGAAAAGCGGGCGCUAAUUCUUUUUCUUGGGCGGUACGCAGGGCUGCAGCUCUACAGCAUCAACAGACGGACCCAGACAGGGACAUCACCGAGCGACACGCAUUCAUCGACCUCGAACUUGCAGAGACGGAGAAUUCUCUACUUGCCAGAAGAAGCAUGCUCUGCAACGGAGGACGGGACCCCAGGCUCUGA